UUAUUAUCAAUUUGUUUUCUUCUCGAGAACAAGCAAGAAGAAAACGAGCUACGACGCGCAGAGCUGCUGACGCUGAUAUGGCGUUCCAGGACCACUUCUCUCAGGAAAUGGCCCUCCACCAGCAGCAGCAAAACGCGGCCGUUUUGCACUCCAUGCUCCCCGCCGAUCACCACUCCUCGCCUAAAUCGCCGCCCUCUACGUGGCUCAACACCUCCCUCCUCCGCCAGCACAGCCACCACUUCUCCGCCCCCACCGACGGCGCUGCGACCGGCUUCCUCCACCUCCAGACUUCCAACUCCGACUCCUCCACCUCCAACCACUGGCUCUCGCCCGCGGGCGAGGGGCUUAAGAGCGACGACGUCUCGGAGCCGAUUAAUAACAAUAACGCGAUUAAUAAUGAGGAGAGCAGGUGGGAGAGGGAGAAGUGCAAGGCGGACAUUCUGAAUCACCCGCUGUACGAUCAGCUCCUGUCCGCGCACGUAUCGUGCCUGAGAAUUGCUACGCCGGUCGACCAGCUGCCGAGGAUAGACGCCCAGCUCUCGCAGUCCCAAAACGUCGUCGCUAAGUACUCUGUUCUCGGUCAAGGUCAACAGCCUGUCGACGACAAAGACCUUGAUCAAUUUAUGACACACUAUGUUUUGUUGCUCUCAUCAUUUAAAGAGCAACUACAACAACAUGUCCGAGUUCAUGCCAUGGAAGCAGUCAUGGCUUGCUGGGAAUUAGAGCAAUCUCUGCAGAGUUUAACAGGGAUGGCACCAGGUGAAGGGACUGGAGCAACAAUGUCUGAUGAUGAGGAUGAUGAACAGGCUGAUAGUGACACCAACUUUUAUGAUGGAGGGUUGGAUGGAGCGGAUGCAAUGGGCUUCGGCCCUCUUGUGCCCACUGAAACUGAGAGGUCUUUGAUGGAGCGUGUGAGACAAGAACUGAAGCAUGAGCUCAAACACGGUUACAAGGACAAGAUUGUGGACAUCAGAGAGGAAAUUUUACGCAAGAGAAGAGCUGGAAAGCUGCCUGGUGAUACGACAUCUGUCUUAAAAGCCUGGUGGCAGUCGCACUCAAAAUGGCCAUAUCCAACGGAGGAAGACAAAGCGCGAUUAGUACAGGAAACUGGCUUGCAACUAAAACAGAUAAACAACUGGUUCAUCAACCAAAGGAAAAGAAACUGGCACACUAAUCCUUCAUCCUCAUCCUCUCAGAAAAGCAAACGCAAGAGUACGGGCGAAAAUAUGAGCAGCGAGCACUUCAUUUGAGGGGUAGAACUUGUAUAGUCGCAAUCCCAUUAAAAUCAUAUCUCUGUAUACAAAUAGUUAACACUGGACAUGAGAAAUGAGCGUCUCAAGAUUCAGCCGAAGGUUGCCGAUUGUAAUUGCAGAAGUUUUUGCCACUAGACCGCUGGCCGGGUAUGGAGGAUUGGCAGAUCCACUUCAAGAUAGUUAGAGUAUGCUUUUGAAUACAAUGUGACGUCCAUAUUAUUAAGCAGCAGUGCAUAUUUUCCCACUUCUUUAAUGAGGUUCUUCAAUGUUCAGUAUCUAUUGAAAUGCUUAUACACUUAAAUAUUAUUCACUUAUGCAUGCUUUGUAAGUUUCACCUUUUUUUGUUCUUUUAAUGUGAAUAUUAGUAGCGAUUGGUCAUGGUUAGUCCUUCGAAGUUCGAAUAGCUGUAAAUGGUUGAUUCCUAUUGAAUGAACGCCAUAUAUUACCUUAUUUUUCAGUGGAUA
Messenger RNA from Cuscuta epithymum, 1717 nucleotides. The record is from the annotation of a GenBank genome assembly. NCBI's taxonomy places the organism in Eukaryota, Viridiplantae, Streptophyta, Magnoliopsida, Solanales, Convolvulaceae.